AAUUUUUAACACUCCCAUCACCACCAAUCCACCAAGAAACCGCGACAACUCCACCGUCAAUCGCCAAGAAUCAAGAAUCUCCACCGCCGCUCCUCCUCCUCGCCCGCGUCUCUCUCUUUCGCAUCGAAUCCUCCAUGGACGGCGGCUCUGCACCGCCGUCGCAGCCGCGCGCGCAGCUCAACCUGCCCCCCGCCAUGGCCCGCGGCGCCCUCGCCCUCGAGACCCUAGCCCCUCCUCCUCCUCCUCCUCCCCCCCACUCCGACCACGUGAGCCGCAUGAUCAACUCUGCCCACAGCCAGUCCCCGUCGCGGGCCAUCUACUCCGACAGGUUCAUCCCCAGCCGAUCCGGCUCCAACUUCGCCUUCUUCGGCAUACAGCCCUCGCCCUCGCCGCGGUCGGCGGCCAGCUCCUCCUCCUCCUCUUCCUCCAGCUCUUCUUCCUCCUCCUCGUCUCCGGCGGCGGCGGCGGAGAGCAAGGAGGAGGCCUCGUCGUCCGCGUACAAUGCGCUACUCCGCGCGGCGCUGUUCGGCCCCGACACCCCGGAGAGGAAGGAGUCCCCGGCGGUGGGGCGGAAUAUCUUCCGGUACAAGACCGAGACGAAGCGGUCGCUGCACGCGCUCUCGCCUUUUGGGUUCGAGGACGCGGGGAAUGUGGUUAGCCAGAGCCCCGUGAAGGCCGCGAGGAAGGUCCCGAGGUCGCCGUACAAGGUAUUGGAUGCGCCUGCAUUGCAGGAUGAUUUUUACUUGAAUCUUGUGGACUGGUCUUCGCAUAAUGUGUUGGCCGUGGGGUUGGGGAAUUGUGUCUAUCUAUGGAAUGCUUGCAGCAGCAAGGUGACUAAGUUAUGUGACUUAGGGAUUGAUGAUAGUGUUUGCUCGGUUGGUUGGGCACAGCGCGGUACACAUCUUGCAGUCGGAACUAGCAAUGGAAAACUCCAGGUAUGGGAUGCAUCACGCUGCAGGAGGGUCAGAACUAUGGAAGGCCACCGAUUAAGGGUUGGCGCCUUAGCUUGGAGUUCAUCACUGCUGUCUUCUGGUAGCAGGGACAAGAGUAUUCUUCAAAGAGAUGUACGUGCACAGGAUGAUUUUGUCAGUAAACUUGCAGGACAUAAGUCAGAGGUGUGUGGACUUAAAUGGUCUUACGAUAACCGUGAACUAGCAUCUGGUGGAAAUGAUAACAGACUUUUUGUGUGGAAUCAACAUUCAACACAACCUGUGCUUAAGUACAGUGAGCACACAGCAGCUGUAAAAGCAAUUGCUUGGUCUCCGCAUCUUCAUGGACUUCUUGCAUCUGGCGGUGGUACUGCAGAUCGUUGUAUUCGUUUCUGGAAUACAACCACUAACUCACAACUCAGCUGUAUUGACACUGGCAGCCAGGUAUGCAACCUUGUGUGGUCCAAGAAUGUCAACGAACUUGUCAGCACCCAUGGUUACUCUCAAAACCAGAUAAUAGUUUGGAGAUAUCCCACCAUGUCUAAGUUGGCAACGCUUACAGGACAUACAUACAGAGUACUUUACCUUGCUAUUUCACCAGAUGGACAGACAAUUGUCACUGGAGCUGGAGAUGAAACGCUUAGGUUUUGGAACGUGUUCCCCUCUCCGAAGUCCCAGAACACAGACAGUGAAAUUGGGUCCUCAUUCUUUGGAAGAACUACAAUUCGGUGAUCAGACAGUGUGCUCUCCGUCUGACUUAUCAUUCUUUCUAGUUCCUUGACUCUGGAAGAUGCAGAAUGGCAUAUUACACAUCAUGGAUUGCAAAGAUUAUCCAAGAAAAGCAAUUCCACGAAAAUUGGCGGAUUUGCAGGGUUCUCUCUAGCAUAAGAUGUGAAUAGGAGAGACUAGGUUGUCUCUUGUCCUUGUCAUCCGAUUAGUUUCAUUUAUCAAUUUCAGUUCCAGAUGUAUAGUGGGAGGGGUUAUGUUGUCUCUUGUCCUUGUCAUCCGAUUAGUUUCAUUUAUCAAAUUUCAGUUCCAGAUGUAUAGUGGGAGGGGUUAUGUAUUCCUGUUAACCACUCCCUUCAGCUGUAUAUUAUUAUCAUAGGGAUUAUAGGGUGAUUUAAACUUUUCACUGUGCAGACAGUUCUCAUAAUUCCCUCCAUGUAAACCCUCUUGUCAAGCUUCAACGACGAUAAAUGGUUUUGAUUUCCUGUCUAUA
Molecule: messenger RNA, 2148 nt
Organism: Syzygium oleosum
Lineage: Eukaryota; Viridiplantae; Streptophyta; Magnoliopsida; Myrtales; Myrtaceae
Product: protein FIZZY-RELATED 2-like
Exons: 10
Coding region: 135-1661 (508 amino acids)
Biological process (GO): positive regulation of ubiquitin protein ligase activity; anaphase-promoting complex-dependent catabolic process; positive regulation of anaphase-promoting complex-dependent catabolic process
Cellular component (GO): anaphase-promoting complex
Molecular function (GO): protein binding; anaphase-promoting complex binding; ubiquitin ligase activator activity
Source: RefSeq, a predicted model, not a curated record